Messenger RNA from Diaporthe amygdali, 543 nucleotides. RefSeq lists its product as uncharacterized. The record is from RefSeq and is a predicted model, not a curated record. Bases 1 to 543 code for a protein of 180 amino acids. The transcript has a single exon. NCBI's taxonomy places the organism in Eukaryota, Fungi, Ascomycota, Sordariomycetes, Diaporthales, Diaporthaceae.
AUGUUGUCCCUCCACCCUCAAGACUUCAACUCCAACCCAUGCUACCUACCCUACCGGUCUUUCGCCGGCCCAGCAAUCACCGCAGACCACUCAACCUUUGUGCCAUUCACCAUGGGUGGCGCCGUACAACCCCCGACACCACAGCAGGAGGACCACAUGGACAUGGACGGCCCCGCUGAACCCCUCAGCCCGCGCACAUCCCCUGCCCACACAUCAUCUCAGCAGCAGCAGCAGCGUUCAGCCUCGCCACGAACGUCACCCGCGGUGCUGCCUCCCUCUGACUUUGGCAACCUGGACCCCAACACGGUGGCCGAGGCGCUGGAGAUCGCGCGCGACAGCCCGGAUGGGGCGCGGGAUCCCGUGGUCAGCGGCAUCCUCGAGUCGGCGCUUACACAGCUGUGGGACCGCGUCACGGCGCAACCCGAGAGCUAUGUCAUGUCGACAGGCGAGUUCGCCGUCUUCAACUUCUACCAGCACCGGUUUGUGGGCAACAAGCUGGCCGUUGCCGCGAGGAGAAGGUUCUGGGACAACACGCACGCAUGA